GUCGCCCUUUAUCUGUCAGUCUGUUUGUUUACAUUUACAAAAGCCUCGAACAUAAUUUUGCGUUCGUGCGAGAAUUCAGAACUUAUUAGUUUACAAGUUUUAGUUUUAGAUCCAGUUUUAUAUAGUAAUACAGUGGAUUACUUUACUCGCUAUUGUAGCUUACUAAACCGUAGGCCUGCUCAUCCACAAUGGAACCAAUGAAACCAAUUUUCAACUACACCCUUGAUAAUUCAAAGCUGACCCUUGAACAAAGAGAAUUCUAUGAAAAAAAUGGUUUUCUUGUUGUCAAGGAAUUAGUUGAUGCAAAAUUUCUGGAUAACUGCAAGCAAAGAUUUGUGGACUUGUGCGAUAAAAAUGUACCAUGGGGUUCACUUAUCAUGAUGGACAUUUCCUUGAUAAAGAAGGGUGCUGUCGGAGAAAAUCUCUUCUAUAAAGUCCAGGAUUUGUGUAUGACGAUGUUCUGUUUGAAUACUGCAGACAUCCAACUAUCCUGGAUUAUGUUGAAUGUUUUACUGGGCCCAACAUUAUGGCUAUCCAUACAAUACUUAUCAAUAAACCACCUGAUUCUGGAAGCCUUACUUCCCGUCAUCCCUUACACGGAUCUUCAUUAUUUCCCUUUCCGCCCGGCUAAUAGAAUCGUUUGUUCUUGGACGGCUAUGGAAGACAUCACACCCGAGAACGGAUGUGUGAUUGUCCUUCCUGGAUCCCAUACAGGAGAAUUGCUUCAGCACGACUAUCCUCAAUGGGUGAACGGAGUAAACAAGAUGUACCGCGGCGUACGGGGUUACGACGACCACCCGAUUGUCGAAUUAUCGAUGAAAAAAGGGGAUACGGUUUUCUUUCACCCCAUUUUGAUCCACGGUUCGGGUCCUAAUCGGACUCAAGGCUUCCGCAAAGCUAUUUCUACUCACUACAGCUGCGCUGAAAUGAAAUUCAUCGACAUUCGAGGCACGUCGCAGAAAAAUAUCGCCAAAGAAGUUGUGGAGGUGACGAAACGUCGCGGACCUGAACUCAAUUUUCAGGACAAAUUCCGCAGUCGACUUGUACGAGGCCACCAGCCAGUAAAGUGGUUCAGUUCCCUGUGAUGACGACCUUGAAUCAUUUUGAUAUUAUAGUUUGCGCAAUACUCUUUCCAGCACAAAUUAACUUUUGGCCUUAUUCAAUCAAUCUCAUUUAUUUUUUACUUCUAGCUCUACUGUUAACGGGUAUCUAUCAGCUGCUGAUCGGAUUGCAGUUGUGUUUCGAUAAUACAAUUUGUAAUCAAGCUGCAA
This is a messenger RNA of Daphnia pulex (common water flea), 1271 nucleotides long. RefSeq names its product phytanoyl-CoA dioxygenase, peroxisomal-like. Gene Ontology annotation, biological process: fatty acid alpha-oxidation. Gene Ontology annotation, molecular function: phytanoyl-CoA dioxygenase activity. Lineage: Eukaryota; Metazoa; Arthropoda; Branchiopoda; Diplostraca; Daphniidae. The transcript is spliced from 11 exons. The record is from RefSeq and is a predicted model, not a curated record. The coding region runs from base 189 to 1085 and encodes 298 amino acids.